AUGGGAGACGACGGACUUAUGCGUUUGUCCGGCCGUAUAGGAGCAGCGUCGUGCGUCCGUGACGAAAUGAAAAACCCCAUUGUGCUAGAUGGCAAAGAUCCAGCUGUGCGCCUGCUUGUCGAGCAUCAUCAUCGCAAGGCUGCCCACGGGAACACAGAGACCGUAGUUAACGAGAUGCGACAAGAUUAUCACCUUCUGUCCUUGAGAAGUACCGUCCGCAACAUUGCCUACAACUGUCUAUUUUGCCGAAUACGCCGGGCUAAGCAGUUUCAACCCGUGACGGGAGAUCUUCCAGAAGCUCGCCUUGGGCAUCACAAACGGCCAUUCUCAUUUACAGGGCUGGAUUACUUCGGCCCAGUACAAGUCUCCGUUGGUCGAAGGCGUGAAAAAAGAUACGUCGCCCUUUACACCUGCCUCGUAGUUCGUGCGGUCCACCUGGAAGUGGUGGACAGUUUGUCAACUGACUCUGCUAUUAUGAGCCUCCGCCGAUUCAUCGCUCGAAGAGGUACCCCAUCAGAGCUGUGGUCAGAUAAUGGGACUGCAUUCGUCGGCGCUAGCCGUGAACUUCGACGUUUAUAUGACGAUGCUACGCCACAGUUCGCUGCUACGCAGAAGAUCAACUGGAGAUUCAUCCCGCCGUCGGCACCUUUCAUGGGUGGAAGCUGGGAAAGGCUGGUGAAGAGCGUGAAGGCAGCACUCAAGGUUACCCUGACCGAACGAGCUCCAACGGAUGAGGUGCUGAGAACCCUGCUGGCUGAGGCGGAGGCCCUGGUAAAUUCUCGGCCGCUCACUCACGUUUCCGUGGACCCUCAAAGCGAAGAGUCCCUGACGCCCAUGCACUUCCUGCUGGGUUCUUCAUCGGGACGUCCAAUACCAACGACAUCAACUGAAACGGAUUUACUGUCGCGAUCUAGCUGGCGUAAGGCCGUCAGAUUAUCGGAGUAUUUUUGGCGCCGUUGGCUAAAGGAAUACCUUCCGACCUUAACACCCAGACGUGGUCGAGGUGAAGUUCCACAGAUGGCAGUUGGUGACCUGGUGCUCAUUGCGGACGGCAAUACUCCCAGAGGUUCCUGGCCCCGUGGGCGCGUAACAGCAGUCUUCCCUGGUCCUGACGGGGUCAUUAGAGUUGCGGAUGUACACACUGCGGGAGGCACUUUGCGGCGGCCCCUGCGGAAGCUGGUGAAGCUCCCUCUUUAA
This is a messenger RNA of Leguminivora glycinivorella, 1197 nucleotides long. RefSeq lists its product as uncharacterized. Gene Ontology annotation, molecular function: nucleic acid binding. The record is from RefSeq and is a predicted model, not a curated record. Lineage: Eukaryota; Metazoa; Arthropoda; Insecta; Lepidoptera; Tortricidae. The transcript has a single exon. Gene Ontology annotation, biological process: DNA integration. The coding region runs from base 1 to 1197 and encodes 398 amino acids.